Messenger RNA from Hypanus sabinus (Atlantic stingray), 1179 nucleotides. RefSeq names its product nmrA-like family domain-containing protein 1. NCBI's taxonomy places the organism in Eukaryota, Metazoa, Chordata, Chondrichthyes, Myliobatiformes, Dasyatidae. Bases 141 to 1037 code for a protein of 298 amino acids. The transcript is spliced from 5 exons. The record is from RefSeq and is a predicted model, not a curated record.
GGCGGGGCUGCGCCUCCACCCUGACCGCUCUGCGUGCGUGUUUCCCCGGCAACAAAAAUACCAACUCUGCCUCCCAGUCCCAGUGCGAGCCGGCUGCGGAAGCCAGAACAACCAGAGGCAGACGCUGCUGAGAUUUGAGAAUGACAGAGACUGUGACUGUUUUUGGUGCUGACAGGCAGCAGGGGAAUGCUGUUGCCACUGCCUUGCUGGAGGAUGGUGCUUUCACUGUGCGCGCAGUAGUGCGGGAGUUAACCUCUCCUACAGCUCAGCUGCUCCGGGCAGAUGGGGCACACAUCACACUGGCUGACGUUAAUGACCCAGCAAGCAUGGACUCUGCUCUGCUCGGUGCACAGAAGUGCUUUGCUGUCACGCACACUGACUUUAACAACAGGGAUCCGCUGCAGGAUGAAAUUCAGCAGGGAUACAGGAUAGCUGAUGCAUGCAAAAAGCUCAACAUCGGGCAUAUUGUUGUGAGUGGGGCUCAUCACGUCCACAGGAAGUACAGCCUCCCAGCCAGGCACAUGGAUGCAAAAGCCUGCAUUAAUGAUUACAUGAAUGAAAUAAAUUUGCCCAAGACCGAGAUAAUAGUUCCAUUUUACUUUGAAUAUUUUCUGACAAAAUUUAAACCAAAGCCAGUUGGAAAUAAUACUUACAAAAUUGCCAUUCCAAUGGGAGAGGUUGCCAUGGAUGGAAUGAGCAUCAAACAGAUUGGUCCAAUCGUGACAGUCUUAUUUAAAAACCCAGAGCGCUGGAUGCGGAAGAGCUGCUUUCUAUCUGCAGGCAGGCUGACAAUCCCGGAAUAUGCACAAAUCCUGACUCAUCACCUGCGUCCCAAACAGUUUAAAGAUUCCCGGAUUUCUGUCCGAGAGUUUGUGGAGUCCUAUGGAAGACCAGGGGCUCAAGACUUUGGGAAUAUGUUUGAAUUUUGGAAGAGAGGUGGACAGAAAAUGAAUAGCACUAUGAGCUUCGAACUCUAUCCAGAGUUACAAACAUUCCAGCAAUGGGUUUCAGCGAACACCAUUUCACUGGACAGUUAACUGGCAGUACCCAUGGCAGCCAGUCCUAUGGACGGAACAAAAUGCAUGUUUCUGAAAUGUUUCCACAAGACAUGAUGUGGGUCUCCAUUAAGCUUGUAUAGCAAAUACUCAAAAAUAAAGUUAAUAUUUUAGGCUCUUUUGA